This is a messenger RNA of Larimichthys crocea (large yellow croaker), 2558 nucleotides long. Its product is annotated as guanylate cyclase soluble subunit beta-2. The record is from RefSeq and is a predicted model, not a curated record. Lineage: Eukaryota; Metazoa; Chordata; Actinopteri; Sciaenidae. Gene Ontology annotation, cellular component: guanylate cyclase complex, soluble. The transcript is spliced from 15 exons. Gene Ontology annotation, biological process: response to oxygen levels; cGMP biosynthetic process. The coding region runs from base 33 to 2402 and encodes 789 amino acids. Gene Ontology annotation, molecular function: guanylate cyclase activity; heme binding.
AAGGAUAAAAAUGGUUUAAGCUGCUCAAAGAUAUGUAUGGAUUUAUCAACACCUGUUUGAAAUCUCUGGUAGUUGAAAAGUUUGGCGAGGAGACGUGGGUCAAGCUCAGGGAUGAAGCUGGAGUCCAGGAUACAUUCCUGACAUAUGAAGUCUAUAAAGAUGAAAUCACCAUGCAGCUGGUAGCAGAAGCCUGCAAGCUUCUAGGAGUGAAGCCAGAAGUUGUCUUGAAGCAGUUUGGAGAAUAUUUCUUUGAGUUUUGCAAACGCUCAGGCUAUGAUCACAUGCUGCGGACUCUGGGAGGAAAUUUAUUUGAAUUCACUGAGAAUCUGGAUGCACUUCAUAGCUACCUCACCCUCUCAUACAAGGAAAUGAAUGCACCAUCAUUUCGGGUGGAGAAAAACACUGAUGGUACCAUGCUUCUCCACUAUUAUUCAGACCGCAGAGGACUCUGCCACAUUGUUCCUGGUAUUAUUGGAGCUGUUGCUAAAGAUUUUUUCAACAGUGAGAUAACGAUGGAGAUCGUCAGCCAGCUAGAAGAGCUGGAGAGAACUGGGAAGAAGGAGCAUGUGGUUUUCCUGGUGACACAGUGGCCGGCUGUGGACACUCGGUCCAGUAAAACACAAUCCCUCGAGCCUUUGUCUAACCGAAGUAAUGCAAACAUAAUUUGGACUAAAGAGAGGUCCACUAUUGGUUACCCUAUGCGCAGGAGUCACUGGGAUACAAUAAGAGGCCUGGUUUGCCUUGGGAAAGGCAAACUGUUGAGGGGUUUUCAGCCAGUAUACCCCACAACCCUUAACAUUGAUCUGAAGACUUUCUGCCAUGCUUUUCCUUUCCACAUAGUCUUCGAUGAGCAGCUGGUGGUGCACCAGGCAGGGGUGAACCUCCAGAGGAUUGUCCCCGGACUCCAGACGAUGAGCAUCCAUCUGGACCUUUACUUCAGCAUUGUGCAUCCUGAAGUCACCUUCACCAUCUCCAGCAUCAGGAAGUUCAUCAACAGCCACUUUGUCCUGCAGACACGCAGGGACAUGAUGCCUGAAACAUGGAGGGACAGGCCCAUGCUGCAGCUCAGAGGUCAGAUGAUCUGGAUGCCCUCUUUGGACUGCAUGCUCUAUCAAGCCUCUCCUCUACUGAGAAGUCUUCAAGAGCUGGAGGAGAGGGAAAUGCACAUUUCCGACAUCGCACCCCAUGACGUCACCCGCGACCUCAUCCUUCUCAAUCAGCAGCGACUGGCUGAAAUGGAGCUGUCAAAUCAGUUGGAGAGAAAGAAAGAGGAGCUCCGCCUGCUGUCUCAGCACCUGGAGGAGGAGAGGAGGAAGACGGAGAACUUGCUGUAUGCCAUGCUGCCCAAACAUGUAGCCAACCAGCUGAAGGAGGGCAAGACAGUAGAAGCAGGAGAAUUUAAAGAGUGCACCAUACUGUUCAGUGACGUGGUGACCUUCACUAACAUCUGCUCCCUGUGUGAACCAAUCCAAAUUGUCCUUAUGCUUAACUCCAUGUACCUCCGAUUUGACCGGCUCACAACUGUGCACAAUGUUUAUAAGGUAGAGACCAUAGGAGACGCCUAUAUGGUGGUGGGUGGGGUGCCCAUACCUGUCUCCAGCCAUGCUGAGAGGGUGGCCAACUUUGCCCUGGGUAUGAUCUUGGCUGCCAAGGAGGUUAUUAACCCUGUGACAGGAGGGCCUAUUCAGAUCCGUGUGGGUCUCCACAGUGGUCCUGUACUAGCAGGCGUAGUUGGGGAGAAGAUGCCACGCUACUGUCUGUUUGGAGACACAGUCAACACUGCAUCGCGCAUGGAGAGUCACGGCCUCCCUGACAAGAUCCAUUUGAGCCCAGAUGUCUACCAAGCCCUGAAGAAUAAAUGCUAUGUUAUUCAGAAGCGAGGAGAGAUCGAGGUAAAGGGGAAAGGCAGGAUGACCACUUACUUUCUUGAGAGGAACUUUGGAGUCAGCGAGCAGCGGAUUAUGGGUGUCUCAGACCUAGAGGCUGGGGCCGGACAGCAGGACAGCCAGAUGAGCGAUCAGCCAGGCCUCUAUAGAUUAGCUCUUCAGAGGCAGCGCAGGGAUGACCUUAGCCUGAUCCCUAUGAAAUAUGGAGACAGCCUGAGUGAACCCCCGUCAUCAUCACAUAUGUCUGAACCCCAGACCUGCCCAACCAUCAAGCCCCGGGACUCAGAGAGCUAUGGAAGCCUGCACACCGAUGAUCAAUCAGAGGGUGGAGCUCUAGACCAGUUAAAAGAUGGAGGUGAAUUUGGCCAAACAGAAGUCAAACACACAGAGGAACAUAUUGAUGGCAUAGAACGUGACCGCAAUGUGGACACAAAAGAACAGCAGUUGAUUACCGGUGCUGUGGAAACCAACAAUCAAAACAAACAUACCCGAACCAGGCUCUGCGUGGUGCUGUGAACUGGUAAUUACUUGCUGAAUUGACUAUAAAUUAUUUAUCAAACAAGGUUCAAUGUAACAUGUACCACUGAGAGUUAAACAGAAGUUUUUUUUGUUAAGUAUUUCACCCGCACUGUCUAGCAUCUGCAUUUUCUCUUUCCCUUGAGCAAAUAUAUG